AUGAUUGCCGAUGACGGAAGUCCCGUCCUGAUGGAUUUUGGCUCUACGAUUAAAGCUCGUAUCAACGUGGGAACAAGGCAGCAGGCUCUACUGGAACAGUCGCUCGGCUGUACGCUCUUCGCCGUUGCGUAUGGCCAUUCACCUUUCGAGGUCGACGGCACAUCCAUCGCAAUGGCCGUUGGCAGUGGACGUUACAAGCACCCAGGAGGAUACUCUCAGUCACUAGUGUCGCUCAUCGACGCUAUGCUUAUUGUGAAUCCAGAACAGAGACCAGAUAUCCAGAAGGUGAUCGACCUGACGGAACAGGCCCUAAGAUCAGUCUAA
Kwoniella mangroviensis CBS 8507 is the source of this 324-nucleotide messenger RNA. RefSeq lists its product as uncharacterized. Gene Ontology annotation, molecular function: protein serine/threonine kinase activity. Gene Ontology annotation, biological process: regulation of vacuole fusion, non-autophagic; vacuolar protein processing. Gene Ontology annotation, cellular component: cytoplasm; Golgi apparatus. The record is from RefSeq and is a predicted model, not a curated record. Lineage: Eukaryota; Fungi; Basidiomycota; Tremellomycetes; Tremellales; Cryptococcaceae. The transcript has 4 exons. The coding region runs from base 1 to 324 and encodes 107 amino acids.